GACAAGGUCCUCGAGGGCAUCUUCGCCGUCGCCAAACCAGCCCACGUCUCGUCGGCACAUGUUCUCCUCAAACUGCAGGCGGCUUUUGCGCCUUCGGCCACAUUUGCGCCACUACUCGCGACCCAGCCCAAGCGCACCACAAAGUCACCUGACCAAGUCUUUCGUCUCGGCCAUGGCGGCACCCUGGACCCCCUGGCCGCUGGUGUUCUCAUUGUAGGCAUCGGGCGCGGCACCAAGCAGCUUUCGAGAUAUCUGGCUUGCAGCAAGAUUUAUGAGACGGUUGUGCUGUUCGGCGCAAGCACAGAUACCUACGACUGCACUGGAGCCAUUACCAACGAGGCAGACUCUUCACAUGUUACGAAAGAGCUGGUUGAUGAGAAGCUGGCAGCCUUCCGAGGGACCAUACAGCAAACGCCUCCCCUCUAUUCCGCGUUGAAAAUCAAUGGCGUCAAGGCCUGCGAGUACGCACGCCAGGGAAAGAGCCUGCCGCGAGACUUGGAGAGCCGGGAAAUGCACGUCGAUGAGUGCACGCUGCUAGAGUGGUACGGGCCGGGCCAGCACGACUUCACGUGGCCAACCAAGGACGAGCCAGCUCUAGCACCCGCAGCAAGAAUAAGACUAACAGUCUCCUCGGGCUUCUACGUCCGCAGCUUCGCCAACGACCUUGGCGUGGCGUGCGGUACUUAUUCGCACAUGGCAUCCCUCCUUCGGACACGGCAAGCCGACUUCACAGCAUCCGACCCACCCGAGGCACCGGGCCUCGUACCCGCGCUGACAUAUGCCCAUCUGGAAGCCGGCGAGGCCGUAUGGGCCUCUAAGCUUAGGCCACAACUCCAAAAUUGGGUCGCCUCCAACCCGGUGGCGCAGGGUCACGUCAACGGAAGGGAUGCAAGUGUCAAGCGCAAGGCCGAGGAGCAGGAAGCAAAGCCUAGGCAAAGGUUCCGCGGAGAAUGGGUCGCAGAAACCAAGAAGGAGAGAAUCAAGCAACAAGGCGGCAAGUUCAAAGGAAAAUGG
Molecule: messenger RNA, 1014 nt
Organism: Exserohilum turcica Et28A
Lineage: Eukaryota; Fungi; Ascomycota; Dothideomycetes; Pleosporales; Pleosporaceae
Exons: 2
Biological process (GO): mRNA pseudouridine synthesis; tRNA modification
Cellular component (GO): mitochondrion
Molecular function (GO): RNA binding; pseudouridine synthase activity
Source: RefSeq, a predicted model, not a curated record